Exserohilum turcica Et28A is the source of this 1782-nucleotide messenger RNA. RefSeq lists its product as uncharacterized. The record is from RefSeq and is a predicted model, not a curated record. NCBI's taxonomy places the organism in Eukaryota, Fungi, Ascomycota, Dothideomycetes, Pleosporales, Pleosporaceae. The transcript has 5 exons. Bases 10 to 1782 code for a protein of 590 amino acids. Gene Ontology annotation, molecular function: transmembrane transporter activity. Gene Ontology annotation, biological process: transmembrane transport.
GUCGACAACAUGGAGGAGUCGCCAAAAUCAACCCGUCGCUCUCAUGACACCGACAAGCAUGACGGCAACGUGCUCGAGAUGGUGUCGGCCAAUACACCACACGAAGAGGCCGACAGCCAGAAGCUGACGGACAGCAACGGCGGCAGAGCCCCGGAACGCCAUGAGAAGAUGAGUCCCAGGUUGUUUAUGACUUUGGUGUGCAUGUCUUUUCUCUGGGUCGGUUCUCAAAUCCCGCUCUACCUGUUUGGCUCUAUCAUCACGCUCCUCCAGAAAGACAUUGGAGGCGCAGACCGAUCUGCCUGGUUUGCCAUCGCAUAUCUCAUCCCUCUUGCUUCCGUUUGCCCCUUUGUUGGUGCAUUGUCGGAUCUCUUUGGGCGACAAAAGGUUGCUAUUGUGGGACAGCUGACCUUGAUUAUUGGACCAAUCAUCACGGCCACUGCCCACAACAUGAACGUUGCUAUCGCUGGCCAAGUCUUCUCCGGCGUUGGUGCUGGCCUCAACGAGCUGAUCGCACUCGCUGGUACUGGCGAAAUUGUUCCAGUCAAGGAUCGGGGCAAGUAUGUUGGUGGUGUGAUCUUGACCAUCCUCCCCUUCUGCCCGGCUGUCUUGUGGGCCCAGUUUAUUGCCCAAGACAGCAGCUGGCGCUUCAAUGGUCUUUUGAUCGGCUUGUGGAAUUUCGUCGGUCUGGUGCUCUGCAUCUUCUGUUACCACGAUCCGUCUCGUCUUACCGAGACUUACACCGCCCGCCACGUUCUGCGACAGGUCGAUUAUGUUGGUGGUUUCUUGAGCGUCACUGGCAUUACCCUCUUCAUGAUGGGUCUACAGUGGGGAGCGUUGCAGUACAAAUGGGGAAGUGCCCAUAACCUGGGGCCGUUCAUAAUUGGGUGUGUAUUCAUCAUCGCCUUCUUCGUCUGGGAAUUCUACACACCCACCCCCAUGGUCCCGCGCAAAUUGUUCAGCAAGGCAAAAAGAACAAUGACUGUCAUCCUCCUUAUCACCUUCCUGAGUGGCGGCAAUUUCUUCGUCCUGAUCAUUAUGUGGCCAACGGAAAUUUACAAUCUCUAUGGUGACGAUCCCACGGGCGUUGGUCUGCGCUCGCUGCCUAUUGGUUUUGGCAUCAUGGUCGGCGCCUGUCUCUGCCUAGUCCUCAUCCCCAUCACCAACGGCCGCAUUCGCGAACUCAUGAUUUUCUUCACGGGCCUCAUGACGGCCGGAUCCGCCUUGAUCUCGAUAGCGACUCCCCACAACCUUGCCGCAAUGUACGUCAUUGUCUCGCUCGCAGCUACGGGCAUUGGCGCCGUCAUCUUCCCCAGUUCGAUUAUAGCGCAAAUCGCAUGCCCGGACGAGCUGAUUGCAACGGUCACGGCCAUCACGCUGAGCAUCCGCUACAUCGGCGGCGCCAUCGGCUACUCGAUCUUCACCACGGUGUUUGCGCGCAGAGCCCAGGACUAUCUGACCAACAUGGUGGGCGUCGACGUGCUCGUAGGAAAACUCGUCGUCAACCCCCUUGCCCCCGGCGGCAUCGAAGCCAUCACCGUCAUCGUAACGGAAAUCGCAAACGCCCGCUUCGAGGCCGCCCGCACCUACGUCGAGACCAAUCCCGCCGUCCUCAAACACGACGCUUACCCCAUGAUCCUCGCUGCUGCCCAGGAAUCCUUCGCCCUCGCUUACAGAUACCCUUACUGGAUCUCCAUUGCUUUUGGCGUCCCUUGCUUCAUUCUUAGCUUCUUCCUUGGAAACAUCCGCGCUCACUUGACGUCCAAGAUUGCGGUUAUCGUGUAG